AAUGCCUUAAAAGCAUGUUUAAUCUGAACUCAUCUCCCCAAAUCGAUGAACCACAGUGGAAGGUCAGUGUAAUUUUAGUAUACGACAAAGCGGGUCAGAAUAUUAUUUCUCCUCUUUUCACGAUCAAAGAGAUUAGAUCUCAUGGGAUUACUUUGCAUUUUACCAGGCUAUUGAAUUCACACAGAGAGACCAUACCAGAUGUUCCAGCUGUAUAUUUUGUAUAUCCAUCACAGGAAAAUGUUGACCGGAUCUGUAAAGAUUUGCAGAACAACCUUUAUGAAUCAUAUUUUUUGAAUUUCAUCAGUCCAAUAUCUAGAGAUCAUCUUGAAUCUCUGGCCCAUGCUGCCUUAGCCCAUGAUUGCGUGCAAAAAAUAUCCAAAGUUUUUGAUCAGUAUACAAAUUUUAUCUGCCUAGAAAAUGAUCUUGUACUCCUCCAACAGCCUCAUCUUCAUUCUUCUUCAUUUUACAUUUUUCUUUUUCUUUUUGAUUACCUUGUUGGAGCAUUUUUGAAUUAG
Molecule: messenger RNA, 515 nt
Organism: Protopolystoma xenopodis
Lineage: Eukaryota; Metazoa; Platyhelminthes; Monogenea; Polystomatidea; Polystomatidae
Source: the annotation of a GenBank genome assembly